AAUUGGAUUGAUUAUAAUCUAAUUAAUCUCAAGAAUAAUUUAAUUUAAUUUUUUUAUUCUUCUUUUUCCUUAUUCUAAUUCUAUAGUUAUGAUGGAUUCUUGUCAAUUAUGGUUCUGCUGAUCUCUUUGGUUGGAAUGAGAAAAUUAGUCUUUAAUCUUUGGUGAUCUUUUUGUUUACUAAUUCAACGGAUACAAUGUUGAUCGAAUUAAAUUAUCAUAUAAUCAAAAAUGAUAAUUUUCUACAAGAUUUUUAUUCUUUUCUUCAUAUGUGAGGUAAUUUGAAGGAACAGUUAAAUUCUAAAUUAAUUGCGGUUAAACGAUAAUGAACAAUUCUGGUGGACGGAAAAGAAAAUCCCAAAAAAACAUCUAAACAGGAAUGAUUAACUGUUUAAUUGCAAUCCUCAUGUAUUUAUCAUUCAUCAAUGGAGCCUGGUGCCUUGAGAGCUCUAUGGUAAUUGCCACAAAUCGUCCAACCAUGGUUAAUCUUUCAUGUUAUUCAUGUUCAUCACUGGAAGAUCCCUAUUGUCUGAAUGUUAGCAAUACAACACAAGAAUAUCUUUCUCGAGAAUGUCAAUCAAAGGAGAAAUCGUGCUCAGUGACACGAAUUGAAUACGAAAAAUCUGAUCAUACUGGUACAAUUUUCUGGGCAUUGGAACGUAAAUGCUCCUCAUCGUGUAUUCAAGGGUGCAUAAUAUUAGGUGAACGAACUAGACUUCAUUAUUGUAGUUCAUGUUGUUCAGAUGAUCUUUGUAAUACAAACUCGUUGAGCAUCAAAUUGAUGGAAACGUUUUCAUUGAUUGUUACUUUAAUCUUGGUUAAUACAAUGAUCACAUUGUCUCCCAGUUUACCUUCACUUAUAUCAUCUAGUCACUAAGCAUUCAAACAAUCAAUCAUCAUCAUUACCAAAGAAGACGAAAACAUCAAACAACGACUUAUACGAAUCAAAAAUAUUGUCAAUUAUUAUUAUUACCAAUCGACGCAAUUAAAAUAACACUAAAACAACACAUCA
Panonychus citri (citrus red mite) is the source of this 1009-nucleotide messenger RNA. RefSeq lists its product as uncharacterized. Bases 377 to 874 code for a protein of 165 amino acids. The record is from RefSeq and is a predicted model, not a curated record. The transcript has 5 exons. Lineage: Eukaryota; Metazoa; Arthropoda; Arachnida; Trombidiformes; Tetranychidae.